GAAUGACCGAUGACAGUUACUGAUUCAGAGAGAUACCAUCAGCAGACGCUUCAACAACAGUUCGACCCUUCAAAAUGAUUCGUUUGUUCGUUGUCACUAUUUUUUUCGGUAAUAUUCUAUUUAUUUACGCUCAAUAUGGCAUGCGAUCACAUCCAAUUUACAUGGGCAAUCCAGGACCAUCAUCUGAACCUAUUCCCGGACCAUACUUGCCAGUUUUACCAAUAGUGCCAAGAUUAAGCCCUUACGCAGUUUUUAGAAUGCCGCCUAUUAUAAGUGCUAAACCCAUACCCGUCGUAUCUAACUCCUUGGCACCGGUUAAAAAUCAACGUUUGGCAGAUACAUUAGAAAUGUCACAUUUCCAGACACAAGAUUCCGAUGGUAGAUUUAUAUUCGGAUUUAAUACAGCUGACCAGUCAAGAGUAGAAUCUAGAAGUGCCGACGGAACGGUGAGAGGGUCAUAUAGUUACACUGACCCCAUGGGAAAACAAGUACAGGCGCAAUACUGGGAUACAGGAGCCGGGUUUCAUAUCACAGGUAACAAUAUAAUGUCUUCUGACUCUGGAUACAUUCAAGACACACCUGAAGUAGAAGCGGCUAGGAAUGAGCACUUUCAAAUCUACCAGCAAACAUUAGCGUCUUUGUUCGACAAUAAAGAUAAUGGUCACAUAGUGGAUGAUAAUCAACCUAAAGACGACCAACGUAGUGAUGUAUCUUUACAAGGUAACGAAAACGAACAAGUCAUCGCCUCCUCUGAUGGAUCUACAUCCAAUAGUUCUGUAUUAGGAAAUACAACUUCGCUGCCGCUUCCGAGCUCUGCAUCUAUUACAAUUAUUUCUACCACUGCAAAACCUGCAAAUAUACUAAGCCAUGAUUCAGAUUGGAAGGAACAAGAGUAUGAUGAUGAUUCGGUUAUUGUAGAUAAUCCUAAUUUAAUGAGAAUAGCAUGGAGUACAGACGGUAGUUAUAAAUAUGCAAAAAAAGCUGACUCUAGGGAUAAAAAGUCCAUGAAGAUGUUUGGUGAUCGUUUAGUCCCACUUAAGUCAAAUGUUAAAAGAGUUUAAAUUUAUGCGUAAUUGAAUUAACUUUGAGAGCUGUAGUGAAUUUUUCAAAUGAGAGAGAUUUUUAAAAAACAUACAUGCUCUUAAAAAUCAAUUUUCUAUUUUGAUUUCUUAAAUUAUUUGUAACAUUAUUUUUGUAAUUCACAAAAUUAAGAUAUCUUACUACACUUAUUUAUCAAAAAUGAAAUUUGAUUUUUAAUUAAAAAAAUUUUUUUAUUCCAUUUUAAGUUUUUAAAAUGCUUUAAAAUUUUUUUUUUUAAAUUAAU
Daktulosphaira vitifoliae (grape phylloxera) is the source of this 1324-nucleotide messenger RNA. RefSeq lists its product as uncharacterized. The coding region runs from base 75 to 1061 and encodes 328 amino acids. Gene Ontology annotation, molecular function: structural constituent of chitin-based larval cuticle. The record is from RefSeq and is a predicted model, not a curated record. NCBI's taxonomy places the organism in Eukaryota, Metazoa, Arthropoda, Insecta, Hemiptera, Phylloxeridae. Gene Ontology annotation, cellular component: chitin-based extracellular matrix. The transcript has 4 exons.